Messenger RNA from Aspergillus saccharolyticus JOP 1030-1, 1480 nucleotides. RefSeq names its product AorFlbE. The coding region runs from base 384 to 995 and encodes 203 amino acids. The record is from RefSeq and is a predicted model, not a curated record. Lineage: Eukaryota; Fungi; Ascomycota; Eurotiomycetes; Eurotiales; Aspergillaceae. The transcript is spliced from 2 exons.
CUUGUGAAAACAAUUGACUUCGAACAGUAGCUUAUCAGAAGACCUAGGCUGCUACUCUGUUCUAUGAUGGGCAAUGCAUACCCUUGUCAACCUGGUCACCCCUGCUGAGUAAAACCAGUGAAUCGAACUUAGCGCCAAUUGCUUUUCUCUCCCGUCAUCAAUUGGACCGAUAACUCAUCACUUUCACCUGCAUAUCCACCCUGUGAAACAGCGCAGUGCGCUCUGCACCUUUCUGGGGCACCUUAACAUGAGCCUGUAUUCUUAUCUAUCUGGGCUGCUGCACCCUUCUAUUGCUCAUCAGACAUAUUGAAAGCGAAUUGCCACGCCACACCAUCUCGUUGGCAGCGUACUCCAGCUUCCAUUCCGCGGCUGCCUUGUCAACCAUGCCUGUUUACAUGCUCUAUGGAUUUCGCUGGCCCCGAGCUGGCUUCACGGGUAUUCGCGUCUACGUUGUCCUGCACAAUCUCGAGGAAGCCACAGCCGAGUAUAUCCAGCAAUCCGCUACAACCGAACUUCUUCUUGAAUCGUUCCGGAAAACAGAGCCAAGCAUUGUCGAGCGUUUGCCGGAGAUGCGCUUCAUCGAGCAAUACGAUCCUGAGGACACGAGUGACGCGGCUGUCAGCAAGCCUUACGCCUACGUCGCCGCGAAAGUCAUCUCAGUCCCUGAAGCGGGAGUCCCUUGCUCCGAAACCAGUUGGACGCCUGAGGAUCUAUUCAGCAAGUCACCCUUGGAGCCCGCUGCCGAAGAAGCAAUAGCCGAGAUGCGCGACAAAUACGCCGCGGGCGAGAGGGUGGGUUGGUAUAUUGUCUACAACGGCGAUCCGGAGAGAUGGUUUCCUCCGUCGGAUGAUGAGGAUAGCAUGGACGAUGAAGAGGGGUCAUAUCCAGAUAGCGAAGAGCACGAUAGCGAGCAAACGCCACCAGCGACACCUUCGUCGGCGACGGUACGACUUCCUGAACGGUUAACAAGGUUCUUUGGCCGAAAGACAGCUUAACGAUUGUACGGGGGGUGGUGAUAAAUUUUUUCACGCUUGAUGAUCUGCUACAAGACUUGACUUCACUGCAAAGCUGGCUUCUGAAGUGUCUGGAAAUGUCGGUUCGGAUGGCUCACAUGUUUUGAUUUAGCGGGGUGAAUCUCUAUGUUCGUUCAACAUCAUUCAUUACAAGGCUGCAGUACCCUACAUGGUACCAUAGCCUCCUUUUUGCCAAGCGGCGUCAAAUGUCGCCUCGUCCACAGCAAACUGCUUGAUAUAAUCCUUCUCAAGAUCGUGUGCUCUCUUACCGAGCAGGACCAAGCUGUGAAGGGGUCGACCCAUGUCGGUUUCGGCCAGCUCCUUGAGAGUACCCGCAACCAACUUCUGGUCAGGAGCUCCCACGCGAGCGGCACCGACAGCCAAGCUGUCUGGGUUCCAGACUCCCUCCUGGCGCUCCUCCUCCGUCUCAAGCAUCUGACCGGCGCACUGCGCGACCGUCAUAAAAC